Molecule: messenger RNA, 1074 nt
Organism: Rhopalosiphum maidis (corn leaf aphid)
Lineage: Eukaryota; Metazoa; Arthropoda; Insecta; Hemiptera; Aphididae
Product: histone acetyltransferase KAT2A-like
Exons: 7
Coding region: 1-1074 (357 amino acids)
Biological process (GO): regulation of DNA-templated transcription
Cellular component (GO): nucleus
Molecular function (GO): histone acetyltransferase activity
Source: RefSeq, a predicted model, not a curated record
AUGGGUGGUGCGUUGAGUAGACCUCUUAUACCUUGUUAUAACCCAAGACAGGAGCAUCGUAGACAACCGAAGCCGGACAUUCUUUCAAUAAUGAACAAUGAGUGGAAAGCGAACGAUCUGUUGUUCGAGCAAAUAAAAUCGGAAAGGUCUAAAUUGGAGGAAAAAAAUCCCGGGAGUAUAAUGAGGAAAGUAGCCAAGUUUGUUCCUUGUCAGAGUCAACGUUGUAAGUGUAAAGGAGGAAUGUUUGAUGGAAUUGAACGUGAUAAUUAUGGAUGGAGAAAUAGUAAUUGCGUCAGGCCUGGUUGUAAUCAUCCACUGUCUAAUCAUAUACAACAUUUAGUAUCUGCUUCGAAGAAAGAGUUUGCCAUAUUAAUAAAACAAAUAUUUGAUAUCAUUAAUAUAAAAGGAACAAUACAAAGUGUAUCUAAAAAUCCCAAGAUAGAGAGAAUUAUUGUAUUAGAAGAAGUUUUUGAAUCAAUUUAUACUGUAUUAUGUAAAAAUGUCCGCCGUGAUCCAUUUAUCGCACCUAAUAUUAAUACAAUUUAUGGGAAUCCACCAUUUGAAAAUACUAACAUAAAUCAAAUUUUGAUUAACUUUUGUAUGCAUAUGUUUAGUAGUAAAGAUAGUAUUUUGGAAUUGAAAGAUGCACUUAUAAUCACCAAAUUUGUACUCAGAUAUUUUGAUACAUGGAUGUGGUUUCUUCCUAACCGAUUACCGUAUACUAAUCCUCAUGAAUACUCAAAUAGUUAUGUAUACUAUUAUCGUAGAUAUAUGAUGUAUUGUUGUGUGCCCAGAUUAGUCCAUUCAGUUUCCCCACGAUACAAACCUAGUAAGAUUUUUGGUCGCGAUGUCUUGAAAUAUACUCUGAAAUCAUUCAAAAUUCAAUUUCAAGUUUGGUGUUACAAACAAAACAUAAUGUGGACAGAUCAUACAAAAUUAUUUUGCUUGGACUAUUUGCCCAAAUACAUGGAUUUAUUGCAUAAUGAAGUUUUAAAUAAUAAGUCACCAAUAUGGAGCAUGAAUUAUAAGAAAUCAGAUGUAAAAAGAAAGGUCAUUGAAUUGGAUGAUUCCUAA